This is a messenger RNA of Dictyostelium discoideum AX4, 3546 nucleotides long. It is a transcript of the gene repE, whose product is annotated as UV-damaged DNA binding protein1. The transcript is spliced from 3 exons. NCBI's taxonomy places the organism in Eukaryota, Evosea, Eumycetozoa, Dictyosteliales, Dictyosteliaceae. Gene Ontology annotation, molecular function: nucleic acid binding. Gene Ontology annotation, cellular component: nucleus; cytoplasm. Gene Ontology annotation, biological process: protein ubiquitination. The record is from RefSeq and is a predicted model, not a curated record. Bases 1 to 3546 code for a protein of 1181 amino acids.
AUGUAUAAUUUUGUAUCAACUGUUCAAAAACCAACAUCAGUUACACAUUCUGUAACUGGUAAUUUCACAGGUCCCAAUGAUAAAAAUCUUAUAAUUAGUAAAUGUACAAAGAUUGAAAUAUUUUUAAUGGAUCAAGAUGGAUUAAAACCAAUGUUUGAUGUUAAUAUUUAUGGUAGAAUAUCAGUAUUAAAAUUAUUUUCAGUUGCUGGUAGUAAACAGGAUUAUUUAUUUAUAUCAACAGAGAGUUUUAAAUUUUGUAUAUUAGCAUAUGACUAUGAAAAGAAAGAGAUUAUAACUAAAGCAUCUGGUAAUGCUGAAGAUACAAUUGGUAGACCAACCGAAGCUGGUCAACUUGGCAUUAUAGAUCCUGAUGGUAGAAUAGUUGCAUUACAUCUUUAUGAAGGUUUAUUAAAAUUAAUUACCUUGGAUAAUAAUAAUACACCAAAUAAAAUAAAUAAUAAUAAUAAUAAUAAUAACAAUAAUAAUAAUAACAAUAAUAAUAAUAAUAAUAAUAAUAUUAAUAAUAAUAAUUUUAAUAUUAAUAAUAAUAAUAAUAAUUCACCAAUUCAAAAGAAUGUAAAUAAUGUUAGAUUAGAGGAAUUACAAGUUUUAGAUAUGACAUUUUUAUAUGGUUGUAAAGUACCAACGAUAGCGGUACUUUUUAAGGAUACAAAAGAUGAAAAACAUAUAUCAACCUAUGAGAUAUCAUCAAAGGAUACAGAAUUAGUAGUUGGACCAUGGUCACAAUCAAAUGUUGGAGUUUAUAGUUCAUUGUUAGUACCUGUACCAUUGGGUGGUGUAUUGGUGGUAGCAGAUAAUGGUAUCACCUAUUUAAAUGGUAAGGUCACUAGAUCCGUAGCAGUAUCAUAUACAAAGUUUUUAGCAUUCACUAGAGUGGAUAAAGAUGGUUCUCGAUUCCUCUUUGGUGAUCAUUUUGGUAGAUUAUCAGUAUUGGUAUUAAUUCAUCAACAACAAAAAGUAAUGGAAUUGAAAUUUGAACAAUUGGGUCGUAUCUCAAUACCAUCAUCAAUUAGUUAUUUAGAUUCUGGUGUAGUUUAUAUUGGUUCAAGUUCAGGUGAUUCUCAAUUGAUAAGAUUAAAUACUGAAAAAGAUCAAACUACAGAUUCAUACGUCACCUAUUUAGAAGCAUUUACAAACAUUGGUCCAGUCGUUGAUUUCUGUGUUGUUGAUGCUGAAAAACAAGGUCAAGCUCAAAUUGUAACUUGUUCUGGUACCUAUAGGGAUGGUUCAUUACGUAUCAUUAGAAAUGGUAUUGGUAUUGCUGAACAAGCAUCAAUAGAAUUGGAAGGUAUAAAAGGUAUUUUCCCAAUUAAUAAUAAUAAUAAUAAUAAUAAUAAUAAUAAUAAUAAUAAUAAUAAUAAUAAUAAUAAUAAUAGUAAUGGUAUAACUGAUUCAAAAGAUAGAUAUUUAAUUACAUCAUUUAUUGAAUGUACAAAGGUAUUAUCAUUUCAAGGUGAAGAGAUUGAAGAAACAGAAUUUGAAGGUUUAGAAUCAAAUUGUUCAACACUUUAUUGUGGUACCAUUGAUAAAUUGAAUUUAUUGAUUCAAAUUACCAAUGUCUCAAUCAAUUUAAUCGAUUCAAAUACAUUCAAAAGAGUAUCACAAUGGAAUGUUGAACCAUCUCGUAGAAUUAAUUUAGUAUCAACCAAUCAAGAUCAAAUCGUUUUAUCAAUUGAUAAAUCAUUAUUAUAUUUCCAAAUUAAUUCAUCCAACAAAUCAAUUCAAUUGGUAAAGGAGAUUGAACUACCUCAUGAAAUCUCUUGUAUUGAUAUUUCACCUUUUGAUUCAUUUAUGGAUACUAAAUCUCAAUUGGUCUCUGUUGGACUUUGGAAUGAUAUCACUUUACGUAUCUUCAAAUUACCAACACUUGAAGAGAUUUGGAAAGAACCAUUGGGUGGUGAAAUUUUACCAAGAUCAAUAUUAAUGAUUUCUUUUGAUUCAAUAGAUUAUAUUUUCUGUUCAUUAGGUGAUGGUCAUUUAUUUAAAUUUCAAUUUGAUUUUUCAAGUUUUAAAUUAUUUGAUAAAAGAAAAUUAACUUUAGGUACUCAACCAAUAAUUUUAAAAAAAUUUAAAUUAAAAAAUACAAUUAAUAUAUUUGCAAUUUCAGAUAGACCAACAGUAAUUUAUAGUCAUAAUAAGAAAUUAUUUUAUUCAGUUGUAAAUUUAAAGGAUGUUACAAAUGUUACAUCAUUUAAUUCAGAUGGAUUCCCAAAUUCAAUGGCAAUUGCUACAACCAAUUCAUUGACAAUUGGUACAAUUGAUGAAAUUCAAAAACUUCAUAUUAAAACCAUACCAUUGAAUGAAGAGAUGGGUAGAAGAAUUGUACAUUUAGAAGAUCAUUCAUGUUAUGCAGUGAUAACGGUAAAGAAUAAUGAAGGUUUAUUAGGUGGUGCACAAGAUUUAUGUGAAGAGGAUGAAGAGGUUUCAUACAUUCGUAUUUAUAAUGAUCAAACAUUUGAACUCAUCUCCUCUUAUAAAUUGGAUCCAUAUGAAAUGGGUUGGUCAAUUACACCAUGUAAAUUUGCUGGUGAUGAUGUAAAUACUUAUUUAGCAGUUGGUACUUCAAUUAAUACACCAAUUAAAUCAAGUGGUAGAGUUUUAUUAUUUAGUUUAUCAUCAUCAUCAUCAUCGAAUGAUAAAGAUAGUUUAGACAAUAAUAACAACAAUAAUAAUAAUAGUGGUGCUAAUGGUAAAUUAACUUUAUUAGAAGAAAUUAAAUUUAGAUCAAGUGUUUAUUUCUUAUUAUCAUUUAAUGGUAGAUUAAUUGCAGCAGUACAUAAAAGAUUAUUUUCAAUUAGAUAUACUCAUUCAAAGGAAAAGAAUUGUAAAGUUAUUUCAAGUGAGAGUGUACAUAAAGGUCAUACUAUGAUUUUGAAAUUAGCAAGUAGAGGUCAUUUCAUACUCGUUGGCGAUAUGAUGAAGUCAAUGUCAUUAUUGGUUGAACAAUCUGAUGGUUCGUUGGAACAAAUCGCUAGAAAUCCACAACCAAUUUGGAUUAGAUCAGUUGCAAUGAUAAAUGAUGACUAUUUCAUUGGUGCUGAAGCAAGUAAUAAUUUCAUCGUUGUCAAAAAGAAUAAUGAUUCAACUAAUGAGCUAGAGAGAGAGCUAUUGGAUAGUGUUGGUCAUUAUCAUAUUGGUGAAUCAAUCAAUUCAAUGAGACAUGGUUCAUUAGUACGUUUACCAGAUUCAGAUCAACCAAUUAUUCCUACAAUCCUUUAUGCUUCUGUCAAUGGUUCAAUUGGUGUAGUUGCCUCUAUCUCUGAAGAGGAUUUCAUCUUUUUCUCAAAAUUACAAAAGGGUUUAAAUCAAGUAGUUCGUGGUGUUGGUGGUUUCAGUCAUGAAACUUGGAGAGCUUUCUCAAAUGAUCAUCAUACUAUUGACUCUAAAAAUUUCAUUGAUGGUGACUUAAUUGAAACUUUCUUGGAUCUCAAAUAUGAAAGUCAAUUAAAAGCUGUUGCUGAUUUAGGAAUAACUCCUGAUGAUGCAUUUAGAAGAAUUGAAUCUUUAAUGCAAUAUAUUCGUUAA